AUGAACACAACCUUCAACUCAGCUCUCAAGCAGAGCACCUCAAUCCGCAAAGACCUCGCCGCCCUCUCCUCGCACGAGCACGAGCUCGACCCAACCUCCCUCACGCCCGCCGCCCUGGGCUCUCUCUCCGCCUCGCUAACCGCCUUCAACCGGACCAUCGACGAAUACAACCACCUAGCCAAGCAGGAGCUCAACGCCGCCAAGCAAGAAAAAGCCUACGAGAGGAUACGCAGCUUCCGCUCGGAACUGCACGACUUCCGGACGCAGCUGGACGCGCUCAAGUCCAAGCGCGAGGAACACAUGCACGCGCAGAACCGCGCCGAAUUAUUGGGUCGAAGACCGUUUGUGGCUAGUACGCCUGAGAACCCGUAUGCUUCGUCAGCUUCGGCGUCGGCGACAGCGACCGCGACGAGUGGUGGAUAUGGAAUAGGCUCACAUUCGCACGCCAGGACUAAUAGUAUGGCCGAGGCGGGGAGGUUGCAAAGUAGCAGCGUGUUGGGCUCAGGGGACGCGAGUCGCGAGCAGCAUGCGCUGCGGGAGCAGGAUUUCUUCCGGAGCACGCACUCGGCGCUGGACGAUUACAUUGCGCGGGGCCAGGCGGUGCUGGGCGAUCUGAACCAGCAGAGGGAGAUCAUGAAGAACACGCAGCGGAAGCUGUACUCGGUCGGCAACACGCUGGGGAUCAGUGGCGAUACCAUCAGGAUGAUUGAGAGGAGAGCAAAGCAGGAUAAGUGGAUCUUUUGGGGAGGCGUGGUGGUUUUCUUCUUGUUCUGCUGGUUGGUGUUGCAUUAUUUGAGGUGA
Messenger RNA from Sordaria macrospora k-hell, 801 nucleotides. RefSeq lists its product as uncharacterized. Lineage: Eukaryota; Fungi; Ascomycota; Sordariomycetes; Sordariales; Sordariaceae. The record is from RefSeq and is a predicted model, not a curated record. Gene Ontology annotation, biological process: vesicle fusion; endoplasmic reticulum to Golgi vesicle-mediated transport. Gene Ontology annotation, molecular function: SNARE binding; SNAP receptor activity. Gene Ontology annotation, cellular component: endoplasmic reticulum membrane; late endosome membrane; ER to Golgi transport vesicle membrane.